AUGGUCUCGUCAUACUGGCCGCCAGGAUGGCCCUCACCGAAUUAUGACAACCCUGAAACCCGGGGCUCGCCCUGGCUAUUCAUUGCCACGUUGAUCAUCACCGCCGUUACACUGCUGCUGAGGUUCUACUCACGGAUAUUCCUGACACGGGCGGUUGGUAUAGAUGAUGGUUUAAUUGUGGCGGGAUUUGUCCUCUCAAUUGGCCAAACUUUCGCUGAGUACAAAGCUUUGACGACUUGGGGCUGGGAUAGGCAUCUUUGGGAUGUUCCAGUUGGCCGACUCCAGCACGUCCGUCUCGCAGCAUGGCUUGUUGAACUUUUCUUCAUCCUUGGCAAUGCAUGCACGAAGGUUUCGAUCUUGAUGGUGUAUCGCAAAAUCUCUUCUGGAAGCCAUAACUACUGGUUCUUCAGACUGACCUGGGCUGCCAUUGUUUUCACCAUUACAUACACGGUCGGCUGUAUAUUGGAGUUGUGUCUCGCUUGUCGUCCACUGGAAGCCUACUGGAGAUCCUACAGCCCAACGUACACCAGAAAGUACACCUGCGUCAAUGAGACCGCACCCAUCGUCUUCAGUGCUGCAGCUUCCGUCUUCUCAGACAUUUACUCCUCGGUAUUGCCGAUGCUUCUUACCAGAAAUCUCAAUGUGUCCAGGAAACAGCGACUGGGUCUGUACGUCGUGUUCUCCGCAGGCCUCAUCACUGCCGGCAUAGGAAUUGCCAGACUAUGCUUCUUGGUGAGGGUGACGACCAAUUACCGACCCGGCCCUCAUAUUCGUGACGUUACCUGGGACGGCUGGCCGACUUUUGCCUUGACGGACAUUGAGGCGCACAUUGCCAUGAUAGGUGCCUCGGCACCAGCCUUAAAAGUCUUAUACAAACGAUACUUCUCCCAUCGACGGCCCAAUCUCCACUCCUCGGUACAGUCGAACCAAGCCCGUCGAGCCUCCGCUCGUGCCGGUCAGACCGACACGAAGUACGGAGCUUCUCUGCCCCCUAGUGCACGUUUCAAGCGGCCGUUUCAGGCCAGCGACACGCUUACAUACGACAGUGUGUCGGCAUCGGGAGCCGCCACUGAUUGCGAUCUCGAGAACCUUUCUCUUCACAGCAUGGAUAUGGACAGACCUUCAGCUCUUAGCCCUGUUCAUGCCGCCAACCUACAACGGGCGGAGAGCCGUCAGUGGCCCGGUUGA
This is a messenger RNA of Exophiala dermatitidis NIH/UT8656, 1188 nucleotides long. RefSeq lists its product as uncharacterized. The transcript is spliced from 2 exons. The record is from RefSeq and is a predicted model, not a curated record. The coding region runs from base 1 to 1188 and encodes 395 amino acids. Lineage: Eukaryota; Fungi; Ascomycota; Eurotiomycetes; Chaetothyriales; Herpotrichiellaceae.